This is a messenger RNA of Salmo salar (Atlantic salmon), 5294 nucleotides long. Its product is annotated as autism susceptibility gene 2 protein homolog. NCBI's taxonomy places the organism in Eukaryota, Metazoa, Chordata, Actinopteri, Salmoniformes, Salmonidae. The record is from RefSeq and is a predicted model, not a curated record.
CACGGUACUGGGAUUUACUGUACAACCGAAAAUGCAAUGUAGGGCGAAGUGGGGAAGUGGGCUUUAACUCUAACGUGUUUUUUUAAAUUUUUUUAUACACCAUUUACACAACAUUUUACUCAAGAUCAACGGGCCAUUCGAACCAACCAUAUCAACCAAGGAAAGAGGAAUUCGAGGCUGGAUUUAUUUAGAAACAAUACCGAUUCAGGAAAGGCGAAUCGUUUUCUGACUGAGGUUUGCUUACUUUGGCGUGAAGAUUGACAAGCUUUGAACAAAUCGCCUGAGAAUGGAUGAUUCUACAAAUCACGGAAUUUAUUGAGUUGAGUGGAUUAUUCAUGUGCCUCGCUUUUGCAUAUCUACGGCCAGAGUAACAAUCAAUCAAUCGGCCAAACACCAUCAAAAGUGAAGUGUUGUUUAGGCUAUUUUACUUAAAUAAACGGGAUCCCUCUAGCCAAGCACAAUCGUUCAUGACUAUAGAUUUGGCCGGGCGGUGAUGGAAGAAGAACAGUCCGACAUGAUACAGCGUUGUAGCUUCGUCUGACAGCUCGCUCUGUCGCAGCCAGACAACAAUUGCAAGCAAAAAAAAAAAGUUGCAAAGCAAGUUAAUAUUAUUGUAAGAGUUACAAUUUAGAGUUCUCCCACUCUCUGGGCACAACAAAGUAACAAUCUGCUGUUGUGGUGGUCCAAUUAGAAAGGCAGCCACGGUUCGCAUUCAAGUCGAAACCAACCUUCGAAAAUGUUCUUGUCUGUUAUUGUUGGAUCGAAGAUUGUCUCAGAUCGUUUAUUUAAUUUCUAAAACAAAGCAAGUGCUGUUCUGCACACUUCUACUUCACAUGGACAAAGAACGAAUUUCGCUCUGUUGUGUGGCGAUCGCUUCGACUCUGAGUUCUAAAAUGGACGGGAAAAUUAAGCGCAGCCGGAGGUCAAGAUCUCAACGAGACCGCGUGCGAAGAAGGGAUGCGAUUGACAGGAAUGACCAAAACCGGAGUCCAUCAUCUGGCUCCGACCUAGGGCAAAGCCCGGUCAGGAAUAAGGCCCUGUGUAAUUAUGGAAAAAUGACCAACUUGCAUUAUGUCCGGCCCCCGCGUCCCUCUCGGAAAAAGAGACGAGGGUCAGUGUCUCAGGAGGAGGACAUUAUUGAUGGAUUUGCCAUAGCCAGCUUUCUCAGUCUGGAAUCUUUAGAGGUGGCUCUGAGGAAGAGCACAAAGAGCCUGAGGUCGCAGGGGGGCAAGGAGAAGUGGGAGAGCCAGGUGCUGAAGAAACGGAAGACUGAACAGACUGCUGAGGGGGAUGUGAUUCCUGUGAAUGGAUUCACUGACAAUCGAGCUGACUUUGAACAUGAGCAGGAUGGAGAGAAGGAGCAAGGGAAGGUGAAAAACAGAUCAAAGAAGAGCAAGCAGGUGAAGGGGCUUCUGGGAAGGCAAGGCGGAGCCGAGGUCACCAGAACACAGGGCACGCCUCAGAGAAGCAACUCUAAAGAACACCACAGUGGGAGCUCAUUCUCUGGUCGGGGCUAUUCGUGUGACAGUGAGAGUGACAUCGAUGACAAGGUUUCAGGGAUUGAGUUUGAAAAGCUCUUCACACUAAGGACAGCUAAUGACAUAGGCGUUGAUAAGAGGGACGAGACGAAGGUGUGCAGCUCUGCCACAGUGUCAGGUCUACAGCGCAGCCAGGACCAGAGCAGCGACACACCGCUCGAUCUGCCUGCUGCCAGUCCCGCCCCUGGCUCUCAGCCUGCAGGCAGCCCUGCCCCUGCAGCCCCUCUCACCAGCACCCGCACCACCAGCCCACUUCCUGCUGUGUGUGUGAAGAAGGAGAGGACGUCCCCUCACAACACGAUCACCCCAACUCUGCCAGGGUCAGGCCUAUCCCAGGUCAAGAGAGAACCAUUGUCACAUCACCAGGGCCAUCCCCUGUACAUUGGUCUCCACAACAGCAGCAGCAUAGAGGGAUCCCGCAAGCGAACCCUCCCGCCAUCCCCCCACCUCGGGCACCAUUCUUCUCCCUUGCCGGCCCUCCCCCUGUCCGUCUCGGAGUUGCCCGCACCCCACUUCUUCCUGCCAGUUCACGGGCAUCGCCGCCCGGCCAUGUUCACAAGCCCUCUGGGAUUACCAACCAAUGGCAUCGAAGGACACUCCACUGAAGCAGGCUACUCAGAGCACGACCUACUUCGCCAAGAACUGAACAACCGUUUCCUGGCGCAGACUGCAGAGAGGGGGACUGGCUCGGGGCCACCUCUGCUGAGGACAGAGUUCCACCAGCACACACACCAGCACCAACAUCAACACCAGCACCAGCUCACCUUCUUAUCCUACCCCAAUGGUUUGCCUCCUCCACCAGGCAUCCUCUCUACAACCCCAAAUAUGGGUCGUACAGCUGACCUAAAUUUGGAAAAGUACCCAGCUAAACUGGAAAACCCCUACAUAAGACAUAAAAAUUUCUUCCCCUCCUACCCCCCAGAGAUGCCUGGCAUGCCAGCCCUGCACCCCCACUCAGGACCCCCAGGGCCCUUUAGCUCUCUGCAAGGAGCCUUCCAGCCCAAGUCUAAUCCUAUGGAUGUGGCGACACGGCCAGGAGAAGUCCCUCACAAUCUCCUACCAAAGGGACUACGGAUAACUGAUCCAUUCAGAUCAUCAGCUAGGAAGGCUGGCAAAUGGUGUGCAAUGCAUGCCCAGAUCGCCUGGCAGAUUCAUCACCACCAGCAGAGGAUGAAGCACAUGCGCUUUGAUCCACAUAAGCUGAAUAUGAGCGGGGUGAAGCUGGACCUGUUUAGUCGGCCAGCUGCUCCGGGUCUUCCUCCUGGACUGUCCUAUGGCCAUGACCUGGCCCGACCUCUCCUGUCCUCCUCAGGUCAUUUGUCUGCAUCACCAUUCAGCGCCGCCACUCAUCACGUCCACUAUUUACCUGCUAGCCACCUCACUGAUCCAUUUGGACGAGCCAGUCACUAUGGAAACCUUGGACAACUGGCAACUAAUGCAUUUGGCGGCCUGGGUGCCUCUUCUAUUGGCCCAGGCAGCAUGUUUGGUGGAAGGCAGAGCCAUGGGUUGUCAGGUUUUGUAAACCCCCCUCAGGAAGCCUGUAACCGCCUGCACCGAACGCCCCCCUCCUUCCCCACACCUCCAGCACUGUCCAGGCCUGCUGAUGUGGACCGCAAGCCCGCGGUCCAUAGCAGCGAGAGGGAAAGGGAAGCUAAGAAAAGGGAUCACUCUGCUACCAAGGAGGAGUCGGAGAGAGACGGGAAUACUCUGGAAAGAAGCCAUCAGUCCACCCACACAUCCUCAGGCUUUCAGAUUAGUAACCUGAUUGGCAGCAGCAGCCCAGGGAGGAAGAGGAGCAGCCCAGAUCAGGGACCCCAGGCUGAGAGGGAGGGCACCUCUCUUGGGAGAGUCCAGGUGAAGCAGAGCUCCUCUCCAGCGCUGGAGGUGCAGGAUAGAGGAUGCUCAACCCCAUACACCACAGUGAAGAACCACCAAUCUAGCGAGAACACACAAACUCUGAAGGGACCUUUAAACAUAAAGCAGGAGCGCAGAGAUGAGCCAGAGGUAAUGGCUGGGCCCCCGGAGUGUACCCUCGUACUCCCACCAGGCCACUCUCAGGCUCCAUACCCCUCAUCAAGGCGCAACCACUUCCCCACCGCAGGCAUGCUUCAGAGCAGUCAUCUACCUCACUCUCUACCCCUCUCCAUGAGCCCCGUGCACCCAGUGAGUAGCCUCAGUGCAAUGGAGCGAGCCCGUAUCCAGCCCUUCAUGGGGGUCAGUACACUAGCUGCAGGUCGAAACCACCGUGUGUCCCCUCACCUCUCAGGCCACUGGGACCCACUUCGAGACCCCUACAGAGGGCUGUACCUGCAGAGCCAGCAGGUACAUUUGACCUAUGACCCUGAGAGAGGCCACAGACAGCGGGAGCAACACCCCCAGCCACAGCAGUACUUACAGGACAGGCACCGGCAGGCAGAGGAGAGGGCAAGGCUGCACCAGCUCCAGGGCUCUCCCAUGGAGGGCCACCUAGCCCACACACCCACUUUUGUGUCCUCUCUGGGUGGGGUGAUGUACCCUAGGCUCAGCCCCUCAGCUCCACACAGUGGCCAUCUGAACAGGACUCCUCAGACUGUCACUCUUAGUGCCCCACCCCCUCUGGUGCCCACCACCACAACCCCUGGCAGACCUGCCACUCCUCGAAAGACCACGCCCACCAGUGCCCCACCCUCUGGGGACCCCACCCCAUCCUGCAAAGCCAAAGAGGUAGAGGUGGAGGCACAGUAGCAUGGAAGUCUCUUAGAAAUAAGCGACAAGACUGGGAUCCUUUUAAAUACACAUUACACACUCAACUUGAUGAAAUGUCUCGCUUUUUAAAAUGAAAAAGCUCUAAGUCAAAAUUGUGUAUUGUAGAGUAUUUGUUAAUAAAUCAGAAGUUUAAGUAGUGAGUCUGCAUAGAAACUGUUGAAUAAGUUGAAUAACUGAUGUUGGAUAAUGUUAUUUGAUAGUAAUAUAUGAUGUUUUUUAUGUUUGUAAGAUUUCCGUGUACAGACGUAGAUUUUAUGAAUUUGUAUAUUUUGUAUGUUUUUUGUGUAAUGCAUUACAUUGUUCUUUAUUACACAUUUAUCAACAGGUAAAACAGAAAAUAGACGUUCUCCUUUUGAUUGUUCGUUUUAGAUGUAACCAUGUUUCCUACCUGAAAAUGUUAUUGACUUUUACCUUCUGUAAAUAUUCACAUAACCUGUCAUUUGUUUCUAUAAAGAAUGUCUAUUUAAUCAAAAAAGUAAUUACUUGAUAAUUCAUUAUUAUUUUCACUUGCAUCAGCAGUGCUCCCUCUUGUGGCAGACUUGGUACAAAAUGCAGAAUGCUGUCCACUUGGAAUUGAUGGCACAGGGUUCAAUAGUUCAACUAAAUGCUGAAUCUAAGCAAGGAUUUGAUUUAAUUCCUUUUAGAUUAUCAAGUGGCAAAGGUCAUCAGAUUUGUGUAGCUUUCAGUAAACAAAUAGCCUAUAUGACCAUAAAGCUACCUUUUAUGAAAUCCUCAUGUAUCAGACAAGCACAUACAACCAGUGCACCAAAGAGGAGAGUUUAUUUAUCAAAUUCCAUUGUCUGAGGAAAAGACAGCAGCAGGUUCAUGUUUAUUUGUUUGUUGUGGAUAUUUUUGGCUUCAUUUGCUCCAAGCCUUACAGUGUGCCUUUCAACUAAUCUAUUUGUGUUUAAAAGUAAUACAUAGUAAUUGAAAGUAUAUGUACAGUAUAUGUUGCCAGAUGUAACAUGUUUAUGUAUUUUACAUUUUCAAAUAAAAUCUAAGUAAAACGGG